AUGACGGUAUUUGGGUUUCCAAAGAGUUUUUAAGUUUAUUUUUCGCAUUUUUAGUGUAUUGAAUGCGGUGGGGCCGUUUCCCCGGGUAGUGAACAAUGCGAAGAUUGUAAGCACGGUCGGCUGACAGGAAAUUUAACACUACAGGUUUUCUUGAAGAUGUUGAAAAUGAUUUUGAAAAAAAAAAUGAUUUUUUAGAGUGCAGUUGACAUGAUUCGGUGCAAUCGUUGUGAGGGCCAGAUUCUGCCUUCACAGUUGACGGGCACUCGUUUGUGUUCAAAUUGUAACAAGUGAGGGAGUUUUCUCGAUAAAAAGAUAAUUUUGAUGAUUUUCAAGACGAACCCACAUCGCUUGUGAUUCAUCUGAGCAUGGGAUCGGAUUUGUCUGCAUAACUUGUCGUCAGUCGCCUUUAGUCGGCGAUGUCAUGUUUUCCGCUCCGCAUUCGCCCUUCGCCCAUGUCUCCAGAGGUUUGUUUUAAUAUUUUUUAUCGUUCUUUCUUCAUUUUGGAGAGUUAUUUUUGAACCAUAUUGCGUUUUUUGAAAUUUUUCUCACUAGGUUUUGGUUUCUUGUUUUUUUUUAUUAUCUAGUUUAACUUCUUAAAAAAGUCUUUGAAAACUCGUUUGAAUACGUUUCAAAAUCAUUAUAUGGGACUAUCUAUUAGGGUUUUUUUGGUUACUUCACAGCACAAAGUCAUUUGCUAGUUUUUCAAGCUUUAUUGCUUGAAUUUGCUGUUUUUCCUGUCGAAAAAUUUUUGUCUGUUUUCAAUUCUUUUCGAAUUUUUUUGGAUCCAAUUGUUAUUUUUGAAUAUAUUUAAUCUCAAUUUGGUUUAAAAUGUCAUCAAAAUCUUUCAAAUUAAAGUUUUUAAGAACUUUCUUUCAACUUCAUUUUUCAACAGUUCCAGAAAAUUAAUUUAUGUUAAAAAAAAGUUUGGCAUUUUUGUUUCGCAUCACUGUUUCCCGUUUCAAAUAUUAUUCCAUAUGAAGAAUUUCAUCCCGUUUAUCUUAUUGCAUCUUUAGAAAAUAUCGCUCAACCCUUUAGAAUCCCCAAAAAAGAAUAAUUUGGCCAUUUAUCAGGAAAAUAAGCAAAAAUUUAAAUGCCCUUCCUUGUUAUAACGAACUCCCCGCAAUAUUGUCACGUUUAAAAAAAGUUGGAGUAACUACAGUAUGUAGAGCUUUUUUCGCUUCAAGACCUAGGAUCGUAAAGUAUACGGUAUCAUAGCCAUAACAACGUGACAAGCCAAGGGAUAGACUUUUUUACGUUUGAUCCAUGUCAAUAUCAUCUUCAUUUUCCAGCCCUCAACCCACACGAAGUGCUGGCCGGACCAUCGAUGGUUCUUUCGGGAAUCCCGGCCAUGCAGCACGCGUUGAGCAACGCCGUCGCCGCCGUCGGAGCCGACAUCGCCGCCAUGGGCGACUUUUCGGAGAUCUAUCAGCAGCUUGCUGAAGAAAUCAACUCCCCUGCCACGACCAGUGAUAGCAAUAGGAAUUCUCCCUCUUUCUAUCCGGAAAAUUCGCCGUCCGACGUUGAUGACGAUUUCGUUCCUGGAAGGUGGGUUUUCUAGAAGAAAAAGAAGCCUAGGAAGGUCCUAAACAAGGUCGAUUACUGUUUUUUUCAUAGAAAAUGAUCUAAAAAUUUAAGGUUCUUUCAUGGUUUUUUGAAGAUCCACAAGUUGAAUAUAAAUUUUCUUCAGUUUGAAUUGAUUUUUUCAAGUCAAAACGUCAUUUUGGAGCUUGAAACGUCAGUUAAUAGCUACAGUAUCUCCAAAAAACCUUUCUUAGUCUCUAAAACGAGUUCGAUUACCCUUUUUCAUAGAAAAUGAUCUGAAAUUUGAGGUUCUUUUAUGGUUUUUCUAGAAAGUCUCGAGUUUAAAGGAGUCUUUUCUCAGUUUGAACGGGAUUUUUCGAAAUCAGAACGUAUUUUUAAUCUAGAAAUGUAGUCAGGGAGCUAGGAACGAUUAUUGGAUGCUAUAGUAUCCCCAAAAAACCAUUUUCGGUUUUUGAAACUAGUUCGAAUAAUUUUUUUAUAGGAAAUCUUCUGAAAUUUGAGGUUCUUUUAUGGUUUUUCUAGAAAGUCUCGAGUUUAAAGGAGUCUUUUCUCAGUUUGAAUAGGAUUUUUCGAAAUGAGGACGUUAUUUUUAAUCUAGAAAUGUAGUCAGGAAGCUAGAAACGAUUAUUGGAUGCUAUAGUACCCCCAAAAAAACCUUUUUUUCGGCUUUUUGAAACUAGUUCGAUUAAUCUUUUUUUCAUAAAAAAACCUUCUAAAAUUUGAGAUUCCUUCAGAAAUUGUCGUUGAAUACGCGGUUUUUUUAAAAAAAUAAAACUAGUUUUCGUCAUUUUUUUAUUAGAUUUUUUUGUGAAAGGUUGUUUUGGAGCUAGAAACGUUACUUAAGAGUUAUAAUCUUCCCAAAAAAAUUAAAAACUUUCUUCAGGUUUUUUUGAAGACUGGAUAGUAUUUUUUUGACCUAAAAAAAUAUGAACUAAAAAGACUGAAAGGUCAAAAAAGCUCCUAAACUAGUUUGAUCACCCUUUUCAACAGAAAAUCAUCAAAAUUUUGAUCUUCUAUUAUGGUUCUUUGAAAAGUAUCAAAUUGUAUAUUAAUUUUUCGUUUUUUUGAGCUGGAAACGUUACUUAUAAUCUUCCCAUAAACUUUUUGUUAUUGGCUUUUUUAAGGCUUAAGAGUAUGUCUUGACCCAAAAAGUACGAGAAUAUAAACGGAAAAAUGGAUUUUCUUACUGCGAAUUAAACAUUUUGCACGCUUCUUUGAAAAAAAUCAUUAAAAAAACUCGCUUUUUUUAUCUCAAAAAGCUCCCUUGAUCUAAAUUUUUAGUAUAAUUUCGAAUAAUGAUCAUAUAAAAAUAAUAGAUAGUGAGGAUUUUUUUCUAGCCAUUAAAUGAAUUAUCAAGCUUUUUCAAGUUUUUUUGAAUCGAUUUCAAAAAGAUAAAAAAAUUUAUAAUGCCGUGUUCAAAAUAAUUUCCGCGAAAUGCAAAAUUAUCUCUGUAUCUACAAGUUUUAGUUAUUUUUUCUUUCUCUGACGGCUCAUUUUGAACAAGGCAUAAUUCUCGAUUACCUGUUAAAAAGAAGAAUAUAUUCAGCUUCAGAGUUCCCGGAAUAAGAGGUCGGGGCGGAGCCAAGAAAAAGCCGCCUCGUGGAGCGUCGUUCCUCAAAAUUCGAUCAAGUACCAUCCCGGCGACGGGAAUGUUCACAGCCGAGCAGCUCGCCGCGAUAACGUCGGCGACAACGCGUGGGAAGCGCGGCAAACGCGGAUCUUCGACCAAAGGACCUGGCAAAGGGACUGGCAGGGGACGCGGAAGGGGAAGGUUCGUGGUAAAAAAGUCAUUUUCAGUGUUUUUAAGAAAUUUUGUUGUUUAGGAACUAAUUCAAAGGGCUGAAUCUUUAGAAAAUUCUAGUUUUAUGUGCAUUUUGAGUCAAAAUUUUUGGCGCUUUUUUGAAAAAAAAAUAGAUUGAGUAUAUUUUUUUUCUUUUAAAUCUGAUAGCAUAGAGAAUGGCUCAACGCGUUGCGGUUCUAGUCAGACAGAAAAAAGCCACUAACUGUGUAGAAGUUCGAGUACCGGCUGGCGAAAGUCGCAUUUGGUCGGUCGCAUAUUCCUAGCGACCGCGUUGCAGCCGUUUCGCGUUCAGCCAUUCCCCGUGCGAUCCAAAACUUUAAGAUAACAAUAUUUGUAACGAGUGAGUGAUUGAAGUGAAAAUAAUUAUAUAAAUAAGUUAAUUGAAAAUCAAUUUUUGAGCUUUUUGAAACCACUUAGGAAUGGCAGAGUGGUCCCUAUAGGGAUUUGGAGAAAAAAAGGCCCCUAAAAAGAGCCGAACAAGUGGUCCCUAUAGGGGUAAAUUUUAAGUUGUUCCUCAAGGAGUUUAGGGUCUAAACCCUAAGCCUUUGAAGCUCAAGCGGUCCUUUUAGAGUUUCAAAUAUUCAUUCCUAAUUGAAAAAAAAUUUUGAUCAAUUUAUCCUCUGUUGAUUUUUUCUUCAAAAACGCUAUUUUUUUUGAGUUUUCUGCAUGAAAAUGCUUCCUCAUUCGGCUAGCAUGUCCCCUAUAGGAGCCACUUUUGCAAGCUUCAGUGAUCCCUCUAAGUGGAGGGAAAGUGGUCCCUAGAGUGGAAAUUUCAAAGAUCCCUAUAGGGAGCACUUUGGAGUUUCUUAGCAAGUAAAAUGUUUGAAAAAUAUUCGAAAAGUUGAUUCUGAAGAGUAUAGGAAGAAAGAAAGCAAUUUUAAAUAGAUUUCGAAGAUUUUAUUGCCAAAAAAAAAAACCAAAAUUCAUAUUUUCAGAGGUUCCUCGCUGCAAAUGACGCAGUCGAUGACCAUGCAGCAGAUUCUGAUGCACCAGCAACCGUCGCAGAACGUCAUCCGCGAAGUCGACGAGUCUCUGAUCGACGAAGAACCUCGACAUCACUCCUCGAGGUCCGACGACGAAUACGUCCGGACCAUCGUCGUCUGCGACUCCAGUGACCCUUUCCUUCAGAAGGUUCAGGAAAAAAAACGGAGGAAUUCAUCAAAAUCCGAAUCUUCCAGGCCUGUCUCUGCCUGGUGUGUGGAGCAGUUGGUAAGGGACCCGAAAAUUCGAUGGUCGCCUGUUCGAACUGCGCCCAGACCUUUCAUACCUACUGUGUGGGCCUGCAUGAUAAGGUUUGUGAGAGAAGAGGGGGGGAUCGAAUUUUUUUCAGUUCAAAAAGUCGUUUUAUGGGAAAAAAAUUGAAUUUUUUUCCAGCUUGAAAUGUCGAGUUUUUUUGUGAAAAAAAUUGAUAAAGAACAGAUUUUUCCUCAAUGAAAUGCUCCGUGUUCAAUUAUUUCAACAGAUUUUCGAAAAUUUCCGACUUUUUUUUUGGUUUUUAUGGCUUUCUCGAGGCGAAAAUCGUGACUUUCUUAUAAAAAAAUUCCGUUUUUUUCCCAUUUUUUUAAUGGUUUCUUCAAGAUGAAAAAUUGGGAUUUUUUUGAAAAUAUGUGAUUUUUUUCUUGUUUUUCAUGGCUUUAUUAAAUGAUGAAAGUGUUACUUUUUUUCAAAGUAAUGGUAAAAAAAUGGCACAGGAUGAACUAUUAUUCUUAUCUUUUCUUAUUGAAAUCUUUUUUUGCUUUGAAAUUAGCAUUUUAGAACGUUUUGUCAAAACAUUUCUUUUUCCACUUGAUUUGUUAGGAGAAAAAACAGAUAAAGGCGGGAAAAGAUGAAAAAGGGAGGUUCAAAGAAGUUUUUGACACCUUUAUAAGAACACAAAAAGGAGCUCCAGGCCAUAAAUGGGUAAGUACAAAGCUCAUUCUGUCCGGGAAGAUGGGUUGGAAUACAAAAAUUUGGAAAAUAAUGAAUAAAAUUAAGUUUCAAAUUUGGAUAGACAGUUUAAGCCACAGUUAGACCAGUUUCAGUCUCAGGAAAGUAGAAAUAAUUUUAGUUUUGGAAACAUUGGAAGGAGUAUUUGUCGGCCUGCAAAAAAUGCUCUAGGCUCUUUUUUUGAGGCCUUUUGGACUUUGCCCGAGAUUAAUUCAUAUUCUUUUUUUAUUUUUUUGUAUUUCAUUAUAUAUUCUUUUUUAUAUUUUUUUGUAUUUCAUUAUAUAUUUUUUUUUUGUUUGUAUUUUAUCAUAUAUUUUUUUGCAGCUCAACGCGACUUUGGUCUUCCGUGGCUGGCGAUGCCUCGACUGUACGGUUUGCGAAGGUUGCGGCGAGGGAAAGGACGAAUCGAAGCUACUUCUGUGCGAAGAAUGCGACGUCUCCUAUCAUAUUUAUUGCCUGAAACCGCCCCUCGAAAAAAUUCCCAGCGGCCCCUGGCGGUGUCAAUGGUACGUUGAUAGCUGAUUUUAAAUUUUUUCUUUCAAAAAAUCAAGGAAAGAUAUCUCAAAAAUUUCCUGACUUUGAAACGAAUGAAGAAGAAAAAAAUCCUAACCUCCUGCAAAAUUUUAUUCAAAGGGAAAAUUUGCUUUUUUUGAAAUAACUCAUCAGAAAAUUACAUCGGAAAGCUCAAUUUCUUCCAUUAUUUAAUUAUUUUAAAUAUUUAAACUUCGUUCCUGUUUUUUUAGUUCAACUCGUCCUUUUUUUAUCCAGCUUCCUUAUUAAAUGUUACAGAAAAACGCGUUUUUAAUCACUUUUCCUUAGUUAAAAUUGAUAAAAAAACCGGGAAAAAGCUGAUAAAGAUUCCUUUUUUUGUAUUUCUUUUUUUCAAAGAAAAAAAUACUUGAAUUUUUCAAAAUUUAACUUUUUGAGCUGAAAUUUUUUUAUUCCCUCUGAGGGUGAGUAAAACGUCGAAAGUUCGAGAAUCCAAAAACAAAAAAUUUUUUUUUGAUGCUUUUGAUUCAGAUACAUAAAAUUGCGCAGAAUUUUACCUCACACUUUAUGAAUUUUUCAAAAUUAAGGUGCGCAAGAUGCCGUCGAUGCGGCUCCAAAGUCGAUUCCGGCACCGAUUUAACACGAGAAGGCCUUUGUAUCCCCUGCCAUUCACUACGAAAAUGUCCCAAAUGCGUCAAAUUUUACAAUAUUGGCGACAAAAUCAUCCGAUGCAGCGCUUGUUCGAGGUUCGUUUUAUUUUAGCUUGAUUUUGACGUAAUUUUCUCGAAAAAAUAUUUUUAUGGAUGGUUUUUAACGGUAUUUUUUUAGUGUUUUUUAAUAGUUUUUUGUAAAAAUCAUAAAUUUUUCAAGUUUUUUUGAAAUGAAGAACUUUGAGAUCAUCUUGAUUGAAAUCUAUUUAAGAAAUUAGGGUUUCAAAAUGAAGUUAAAAGCGCGGAACUUCACAUUUUUUCACGAAAUCGAACUGAAAUUAUAAAUAUCAGUCUAUAUCAGUCGGUUCAUUCAUUGCAUCAACAGUUUCAUUUUUUUAUAAUUUUUUUCUGAUUCGUUAGUUUCUAUUUUUGAAAUUUGAAACGCUUUAUAGGCGUCAAAAUGAACCUUUUAUUAUACGUUGAGUAAAAAAACUCUAAGAAGAAAUUUUUGUGUUAAUUUACUUAUUCUUUUUAAAUUAUUUGUUUCUGUUAAAUAACGACAGUGAAUAAACUAUUAUAUUAUUCUAUUAUAUUAACAAAAUAAAUUCGAGAAAUCUUAUCUUAAAAAUAGUGUUAGAAGCCGAAAAAAAAAAAUCACGGUUUGAGUAUCAAGAACUUGUAAUUCUUCUCAAAAUUUCUCAACUUCUACGUUUAGUUUAUCAGAACCUCUUCCGUAUGAAAAAUUAUCUCAAAGCUUUUUCAUAUUGCUUAAAAGUCGGCGAGAGUACAGAUUCUGAUCAUUCAUAAUGAAGGAAAUUGAAAUAAGAUCGAAAAAUCGCUUUUUAAAAUGGAUAGCUUGCGGAUUAGCCCAUGUAUGCUUCGAAGUUUAUGCGGGGAAAAAAUCAUGCAUCACUUCAGAUGGUACCACGGCACUUGCGAAGGUUUGUUCAGCGACGAAAUGCUGGAACAAGCGGCCGCCAAUAAAUUACGCUGUUCGAAUUGUCGACCGUCCCGGGGCUCAAUGCACCACAUGCUGGGUUUUGCUGACUCUAGUUGAAAAUAAUUAUUGCAUCUUCUUGUAGGCGAUAAUUCGAACGUGGUUCUUUGUGACAACGUCGCGCUGAACAAGGCGGCCGAAGAAGUCCUCAAAUCGAAGUUCAUGCCCAGCCUCUGUCGGCCCAACGCCAUGGAGUACGGUCAUCGGGACUCUUUCGAUCAUUGUGAGUUUUUUCAAAGACAGAAGACUUUCAGAAUUGACAGAGGGCUUAUUUUAUGAUAUUUAGAUGGUUUAAUGCAAUGAUAAUAAUUAAUUUUUAUUUUUCCUUGACGCUCCCAAUUUUUAUUUUUAUUUUUUCAGCUUUCGAUACCGUUCUUUCGUUAUUUUUUUCUUUCUUGAGAUUAAAAAAAUGAAUUUUGAUUAUUUUUUUCUCUUUUUUUCAAUUUCAAAUCGCUCUAAUUCAUUGAAAUAUAUUUCAAAGCUCAUUUUAUCGGCCAUUUAUUUUUUUCAUAGGAAAAUCAGUAUUUUAAUAUGAUUUUUUUGGUUUUUUGUCAAGAAAAAAAUGGUAUCUCCUUGCGUUUGAAGUUUAUUUAGAUACAUUUUGGAGCCUAGGAUAAUUAAUAGUUGGAAUUGACGUUCCUUAGCCUUUUAUAUUUUGAAAUUUGCGUAUCAGUUUGCUUUGAAAUAACUGGAUUUCAAAAUGAUGAAAUAAAAUCCGUCAAUUUUUUGCAAGGAUUGAAACGAACACCUUUUUUUGAACUAAUGCGCGAUGUUCGAAAAAAAAGCCUGAAAAUCUAGCGAUUUUCGAAGAGGAACAUUUUUAAAUGAAGUUUUCUUGUUUUGAAUAUUUAUUUGGAAGCAAGAUCAAAGAAAAAUGGACAAGAACUAAGAUUUAAAAAAGGGAAAAAAGGUGAUCGACCUGCAACAAAUAGAAUGCCAUUAUUUUCGUUUUCUACAUACUGAAAAUAUGUGUGCGGUUUCAAAAACUUUGGUAACAGAAUCGCAAAAAUGGAUAUCUCGCUCUUGUCUCGUAGCCCCGAUUUUUAAAGAAAUAGUCAAGUUAUGAACGUUUUCAGACGACGACUUCAACGAGGACUUUGAAUACCCGGGAAGCAGUCGGGGUCGAGGCGGUGGCGGUCGUGGCGGAGGCCCCGGCAGGAGGAUAGCCAAACUCGGCAUCGGAGGCUUCUACGUCAAGAUCCCACGUCAUCGGAUGCUCGCCUUCGUGGAAGAAGCCGCGGCCUCAAACGCCGGCGAAGAAGACGACGUCAAGCGGAUGAAGCGCCCGCGGAAGCCCCGACGGAGCCAGCUGGAGGACGCCUAUCCGCCGGCGAUCCAGGAGGGAUUCUUCGGAAUCAAGGCCGUCGAGGGCAAGACUCUCGUCGAUCUCGCCAUCGAAGAACCGCUUCUCGCCGAGUACGGCAAUGGGAGGACCUCCCAGCAUGAAGGGACGGGUCACGAGUUGUCGACUGAGGCGACGGAGAUGCUUAGGAAUGACAUGAAUGAGGUGAAUAUUGAAAGGGAUGGGAUUCAUGAAUAAGCUCCAAAAAAAGUAGCAUAAGCCUAGGAAUGACGGUGAUAAACGGAGUGAAGUAGAAUAUUUGCAGCUUUGAAAAAGAAAACGGGAAUAAGAGCAGCUUUAACCUAAGAAUGGCAUGAAUGAGUUGAAUAUUAAAGGGACACGAAAACUUAUGGGAAAGCUUUGAAAAAAAGGUAAGAAUAUAGCGAAGCUCUAGCCUAGGAAUGACAUGAAUGAGGUGAUUAACUGAGUAAAACAGAAAAUUUGGAGCUUCGAAAAAGAACACAGGAAUAAGAGAAGACUAUAAAAAAAAAAUCGAGACAGUAUGUUAAAAAAAAAGAGUACGGAAAGGCCUAGGAAUGAUGGGAAUGAGAUGAUUAUUGGAGGAAAAAAGUAAAAAUAGACUGUGUGUAAUUUUUUUUUUUACAGUAAAAGGAAGGAUUAUUUUUUGAAAACUGAGGCCACCAUAGAAGAGCCAAUUCAUUAAGAAAAAUCAGCAAAAAAGGAGUUUUUGAGUGAGAAAUUUCAAUUCGCUGGGGAUAUCAGUAAUCAAAAAAGAGAAACAUUAACACGUGUAUAGAGAAAAAUAAGAAUUUGAAAAAAAUUUGAAUAAUGAGCUUUCUGUAACUACCUUGAUAAAAACACGGAAAAGUUCAAAUUUUUUCUGAAGGAAAAAUGAAUUUCUCGAUUGAACAAAAAUUUUUUUGAAGUUGUGAUGAAGCUUUUUUUAAAAAAAGGAGUGAAUUGAUUUUUUUAAAGAACAAACUUUCUAUUGAGCCGUAAUGAAUUUCGCAUUCUUUGAAGCAAUUUUUUUUGAUCGUUUCAGGAGAAAUUCCGGUCAAAAUAGCAUAAUUUGUUGAAAGUUUACAUAAGCUCAUCCAUAGAGAAAAAAAAAGUCAUUACUAUUUUUCCUGUAACGCAUUUACGGAUCAUCUGUAACUUAAAACCCUUCAUGAGUGUAGAAGAAACUAUUUUUGAACCGAAACAACGAAAAAAUGUAUUUAUCUAGGUUGACAUCCUGGACAGCUUGGAUCUCCAUGACGUCGAAGGAGAAAUCGACAAAAUGGACCUUUCUCUGUUCUGUAUGGACGAGGAGGACGAAGACGACUUUGAUGACAGUUUGAAUGGUUUUCGUCGAGAAAUCAGUUUUUUUAACAGCUACGUUUCCAGAUGCGAUGGACCUGAUGCAAAAAGACGGAUUCGAUCCGUCGGCCGAAGUCGAUCUCAACGACAUCAAGCCGACUGUCGACGUUUUCGGAUCGACUAGUGAGUUAGCGGGAGCUGGAGAAGAUUUCAGAAAGAAUUUUGGAUAAAAAACAUAAAAAAUAAAAGGUUUUCAUACAUUAAAAAUCACUUGAAUUAACCUAAAAAUUAUCAAGAAUGAUUUUCGAACACAAAAAAGAUAUUUUCAUGCGUAAAAAUGACCAGAAUAACGUUAAGAUUCUUUCAGUAAAAUUUUUUUGAAAAAAUUGAGGAAAAAAUAGUUGGAAUUUUGAAGAAAAAAGAGAUUUUCUCGCUCCGAAAUAGCCGGAAAAAAACGGUCGAAACCUUCCAAGAAAAUUUUUUUAAACACAAAAAAAAGCUGAUAUUCAAAGUGAAAAAGAGAUUUUUUUAUGCAUUAAAAUGACAAGAAUCACGCUGAAAAUAUAUUUCCAGAAAGAUUUUUUUACAAAACUGAACUAAUUUCGAUAAAAGAAGAGAUUUUUCAUGCAUUAGAAGGACUGGAAAUACUUUGAAAAAUCUUCUAGAAACAUUUCUGAACAGGAAAAUUUUUGAAAUUCGAAGAAAAAAGAGGUUUUUCGUGAAUAAAACUGAGCAGAAUCCCUUGUAAAUCUCGUGAAAAGAUUUUUGGAGGAAAACGAGAUUUUCAUGCUUCAAAAAGAGGAGAAUACCCUGGAAAAUCUUCCAGAAAUUAAAAUGAAAUGAAAAAAAGGGAGACUAGCUAAAUCGUUGUGUAACAGGAAAGCAGGACGAAAAAAAUCAUUUUUUUAUCCGUUUUUUUCCUUCAAUAUUUCAUUUUCUUACCCCCUUGAUUUUUAAAAGGAAUGGAUCGAAAAUCGUAAUUUCAGUUUGAAAUCGAUUUUUUGAGGGAACUUUCCAGUUUCAGGCAAGGAAUAUUCGAUUUUUUAUCGGAAAAUCAUGAAUUUAUUAGCUUCGAAUGCUUCAUCCCUCGAAAAUGUUCUUUUUUAAACUUUCCUUUUCAGCUUUCCCGCUGGAGCACGCGUUAUCGUCAAACACGCCCGGGACUUCCGGGACGAACCCCGAAGGCCCGGGAUUCAACGGGACUCCCGCCCAACACAUCCAACUGCAGAACGUCCAACAAGCUGGGAUGCGAAACAACGCCUUAUCCCGGAGUAGCAGCCAAAAUGAACAGCCCGAGAGGAUCAAUGCCACCAUUGAGAGGUGCUUUUUUGGAGUAUCCUUGAUGGAAACGAAGAAUUAUUCAAUCUUUGAAAUCCGUUUGAUAUAACAGAGAACAUUUCUGUAUUCAGACUUUGAUUUUUCUCAAAAUUCUCACUCGGCUAGAAGCAUGGAACUGAGACAUCAAUCAAUAGGAUAAGAAUUAGGCGCCAUUAGGUUUCAGGCUGAGUUGGAAAAAAAAAAUGAGCGUUAGGGUAACUUUUUCUCUAAAUCAAAUAUAUUGUAGAACACGAUUUUUUGAAAAUAAACCUGAAUAUCAUCACUCGAGCCGUUUUCGAGAUACGGUAGCUCAAAGGAUUACGGUAAAAAGUUUACUUUGUGUCCAAUGAUGUGAAAAUUCGCUUCACUUUAUUUUUGACGCCCUCCACUUGAACAGAAAACUCGACAAAGAAAAGAAAUCAACGAAAAAUUCGAAAUCAUGGUACUUUAUUAAUUACCGCCAUUGUAGUUAGAAAAUUCCUGUAAAAACCGACCCUUUCUGCACAAAUUGAGCACAAUUGGCGGAAAAAAAGACGUGUAAAAAUUUUUUUAAAACUUAUCUCGUGAAUAUUUUUUUAGCAGUUCUGAAGUCUAGGUUAUAAAAAAAUCAAAAUGAGUUUCAAAAGCUUCGAUUAUACUAACUUUUGUGACAAAAAAAUUUCAGCUGGAGAGGUCAAAAAAAUAAAUUUUUCUAACAUUUAUUUCAAAAAAAUAUUUUUGCUCCAGAUUUUUUUAAGAAUUUUUUUAAUUUCCGAUUUUUUUAGAUUUCUUUCUAUAUUUUUCAAGGAUUCCAAAAAUAUUUUUGUUUUUUUCAAUCUUUCAAGAUAUUGUAGAUUUUUCAAAAAAAUAUUUCUUUCCAAAGACUAUUUCGUUCUAAAAAUUUCGAAAUUAUUUCUUUUUUUGCAUUCUUAAAAAGUACUUCAUUAUAGAUUUUUCAGGUAUAUUAUAUGCACGGUUUUCAAAGAUCUCUCGUUAUAGAUUUUCAAAAAAGUUUCUUUCUAGAUUUCCGGCGGUGUGAAAAAAAGACCAGCGAAAAUUCAAACGGCGAAUUUCCCGAUUUUUUCAUAUCGCUAGGGAACUUUCCGACGGCCACCUUUCCGACGAAUCUUUUUUUCCGACUUUUUUUCUCGAUAGUUUUUAAUCGUUUUUAGUCUUCCUAUAUAAAGUAGGUAGUUGGUUCAUGGUUAAAAACACUAAGAAAUAGGAAAAAAAAAUGUAAAUAGAUGUCUUAUGAACCGAAAAACAUAAGGAAAAAAAGUCGGUAAGUUCCCUAGCGAUAUGAAAAAAUCGGAAAAGUCGCCGUUUGCUGGUGUUUUUUUUUUCAUAUAGUCAAUGUUUCCCGACUUGAAGGCGAAGGAGGCGGGGCAAGGGGCGGGGCGGGACGCGUAGCGUGUGCGUACGCGGUUUUUGGCACGAGUUCAAUUCAAUUGUCGCCGACUAUUUAAAAAGCUCGACAACCGCUCUUUUUCGAUUUUUUCAACUAUUUUUUGAUGCACACAUGAACAUGAUCAAUAAUAAUUGAAAUAGGAAUGAAAAAAGCGAAAAACGGGCUUUUCAUAGAGUAUAUGGCGGUUGAAUUGAAUACGUGCCAAGGACCGCGAACGCACACGCUACGCGUCCCGCCUCCUUCGCCUUUCAAGUCGGGAAAUAUUGGCUAUACCACAAAAUUUUCGAAAGAAUUUCGUUCUAGAUUUUCAAAAACAUCAUCUUCUAGAUGGGAAGAAGACGAGCCUCUGGGCGAUAAAGCGACAACGGCCGCCGUCCUUUAUGCCAACGAAAAACAUGCGAAUCUCAAAGAACAGUACCCGGAAUGGACGGAUCGAGUCAGGCAAAUCCAACGGCUGUGGAGAGUUCUGAGCGCCGAGGAACGACAGGAAUACGUCAAUCGGGCCAGGGAAAACCGAACCUCCCGGGGGAAACAGCCGAGGCCCAGAAAAGUAUGAAAAUCUGCAGAAAAUGCAAGAAAAAGUCUGAUUUUUCUCAGGUCCAAGGGUCCCAAUCGGUUGAUAGUCCGACGGUUCAGUCGCCUGGACCUUCUUUCUUCCCCCAAAGGCCCGGAAUGGCGCCCGAUGACCGGUUUAAGGUCCCGGCUGCCCCUGCAGGUGAUUAGAAAAAAGUUCGAUUGAAUAUAUAAAUCUGAAAAAUUUUUGUAAAGAGUUAGGGAGUUUACUUGGCGCGAUAAAUUGUGGUUUUUUUCUAAGAUUUUUCGUUUUGAAAUUUCAGUUUUUUUAAGAGGUUUUUUUAUCUAACUUUUUAUUUUUCAACAUAUUAUUUAUGUUUAAAAUCGGUUUUUCUCUACUUAAAUAUUUUUUUAUAAAUUUGGAAGAGUUCAAAUUCGUCUUCUUGACAAAAAAACGGAAGUUUUUUUCCAAGUUUUUUUAAGCUAAGAAUUGAAGAAUUUUAGCUCUGUCUCCAGUAAAAAAAUUCCGGUUUUUUUGAUUUUUUUGGCUAUUUUUACAGUAAAAUAUUGUUGAAAAAAUUAUUUUGGUUUUUUUUUCCCUUUAGGACCCACUUCAGCCUAUAUGCAGAUUUUGCACGUGGCGUAUUAUAAUUAUUUUAUUCUCUUGCAGACGCCCCACAACCGCCUCAAGAAACUGUCCGCGUAGUCUCACAUCUGACGCCUGAGCUUCAACUCCAAUACAAGCAAAUCGGAGACCGACAGGCGGAUCUCGAAAAAAUUGCCUUCGCCAUGGAAAACGAUCUGAACAAGCAGAGGAAGCAGAAGAAGAACCUGGCGGCCAAAAAGCGGCAGAUGAUCAAGACGGCCACAACGGCUCCGGACUAUGAUGGCCGUUUGGUGCGGUUUUUCUCCCGAUUUUGAUAAAUCUACAUCAAUUUGAUGGAGUCCGAGAAAGUGAUCUUGAUCAGAAAACAUUUACGGAAGGAAAUGUUAGAUUCGAGAAGGUGUUUGGCUAAUUUUCAAGUUUUUGGCCUGAGGUUGUUUGGGGCAGUUUUUCUCUCGAUUCGGAUAGAGUUUAAGCGCGAAAAAAAAGUUAAUGAUGAAUAGAAAUGGGGUUGAAGUUAAUUUCAAACUUUUUAUGACCUUUUUGUGGUUUUUUUCUUCUUAUUUUCAAGUUUUUUUCACAAUUAGAUAUUCAACUGAAUUUUUCAAAAACUAAAUUUUAAAAAAAGUUUUCAUAUUCAUAGGUUAUUGAUGAAGAAUUGAGAUAAUCAUUUUACACUAAUAUUCAUCCAAAAAAAUGAAAUAAGACGCUCUGAAAAAGAAAUCGGAAACAAAUACGAUAUCAAAAAAAAAAAUUAAAUUUGAGGCGACCUGGAGCUAAUCUUAUUGCCGUGUUCAAAGUGAUAUCGCGAAAUUCAAAAUAGCGGUCAGAGAAAAAUUCACAUAUCGCGGAAAUCACUUUGAAGAAGAUUGAGUUACACGACGAUUGAAUGUUAAGGAUGACAAUUAGUUCUGAAAAUAAAAAUCUUAAACUAGUUCCCUAAUCAAUGAUCUUGCAGAUCGAGCUGAACGAGGCGGACAAGUUGCAGUUCCAGCAGCUGACGGAGAGCAUUCCGGUCCUUCAGAAGGAGCUCGAGAACUCCAAGCGAGACAUGAAGGCCCACGAGGCGGUCCUCCGGGAGUUCGAGAACAAGCACAACAUCCUGAGGCCGGCCAGCGAAGUCCAGCUCCUCCAGCCCCUGAUGCCCCCGCCCCAGGGCCCGAUCGACCCCGCCCGGAUGCAGAUGAUGCGCCAGCAGAUGAUGGUCCCCUCCCACCAUCCGCAGAUGGUAAAAAUCCUCUUUUCGGCUCUUUUCCUUCAAAGUUGUGACUUGUAAGUAGCCAAGGUUGGCAUACGUUUCGGCGCCAUUAAAAAAAAAAAUCUCGCCGUUUUUAAUCAUUCUGAUGCAGGUAGUCUGAGCUUAUCUUAUAUAAAAAAGUUUUUCGAAAACUAUUUCAUGCAAUUACUUCAUCACUACCUAGGCAAAACAGCUAAAGUUUAUUUUUUUAAAACUAGAACGCACCCACAGAAUGCGAAUCCCGUAUGGGGCCGCGAAAAAAGGAAUUUUACAUGUAUAGUCCAUUCCGCGCCAGCUUGUCACGAUUUUUAGUUUCUCUUGAGAAAAAGAACCCUUCCCUUCGAUUCAAGCAGCCUGUCGUUGGGCAUGCGCCUUUAAUUUGGCUUUGAAACCUUGUUUUUAGAGGCGCGUGCGCAUAGGUAGGCCCCGCACAGCUAAGAAAAGGUCACAAGGCUCUCUCUGUGCAUGCGCCUUUAAUUUAACUUUUUUUAAAGGCGCAUGCACACAGAAGAAAAGGUUACAUGGUUCUGGAGCUCGGAGGAGAAAAAACCUUCUCUGCGAUGUUCGCGGCCUGUCCCUGUGCAUGCGCCUUUAGUUUAGCCUUUUUAAAGGCGCAGAGUAGAAAAGGUUACAUGAUUCAUGAGCUCGGAGGAAAAAAAAACCUUCCCUUCGAUGCUCUUAGCAUGUCCCUUUAAAAUAUCAUUAAAAUUUGCGUUCUAUUAAAGGCGCAUGUACAAAAACGAGCUCCCCUUAUCGAAGGGAAGCUUUCCGGAAGAGUCCCGUAGCCCGGAGGAAAAUAAUAAUUAAGACUGGGAUGAGCUAUAGGAUCUCAAAUCUUCAGAUGCAGCAGAGACUUCAGCCGGGAGCGCCGCCCAUGCAAAUGCGCGUCCCCCAGCAGAUGCCCUACGGAAUGAUGAUCCACAACCCCCAGGACGUCCACAGACAAAUGCAGAUGGUGGGUUUUAGAAGUCAAAAAAUUGAGAAAAACUAAAAUUUCACUGGCUUGGGACAAAAAUGAUCAAAUUAUUGAACCCAACCUUUGAAUGAAUACUUAAAAAAAAACAUCACAAAUACGGUUCCUAAUUCGGGUCGAAAAAUAGCGAUUUUUCCGUUUUUAUAUCAACUUUUCGAUGCAUAAUAGUCUAGUUUUUUUCGCGAAAAUCUUGAAAAAUUGCGUUGUCAGGAUGAAAAUAAACAAGCUGAGAAAGUUGAAAGCAGAAAAGAAAACUUUGUGCGCCCCUGAAAAGUGCGAAAAAGUUUCUUUUAACACUCGGGCAAGGUCGGAAUGGUGCACAAUGGCCGGUAAAAGGGAGAUGCUCAAAAAAAGGCAGCAAAAAGGAACCUUUGUCACCCUAAAAGGAUUUCUAUGGAGCCUUUUCACCCUUUCCGACUUUGCCCAUGUAAGAGAGGUCACUUUAGUCGUUUUCGGUUUGAAAAGUACUAUAAAUUCGCUCAAAAACUCUUUGAAGGCAUAUAUGAAAAUUCCUCAUAGUCCCAUGUUACGCAUAUGCAUAGGCCUGAACGGAACCUUUGAAAAAGAAUAUUGUGAAAAAACAGAAAUUUGAGGAGGUAGAGACUAUGUGGGAUCUUUAUCUGAACAUUUGAAGGUCAUUAGAUCAAACUUUUCAAAAACUUCCUAGACGCAAGAUUUUUUCCAGCAACGAGCGCGAGCCGGCCGAUCAGCGGUUCUUGGAAAUAUUCCCUAUGAGCGGAUACAGAAUGUCCUUGAACGAGAGGUAUAAUCAAAGAAAAAUUGAUCGUUUAUGAGAUUUUUAAGGUCUACGAAUGCUUGGACGACGUCAUCCACAACCUUUGCAUGCGAAUCGACGGAAAAGACGAAGCCAGAGAAAACAUGGGAAUGUUGAAAAGGCUCCUCGACCCGGGAAUGAUGGCGUCGCCACAUGGCGGCGGCGCCAUGGAACCCAUGGAUGGUGGUCCGAGGCCCAAGAAGAAGAGAACCCAGCCGAAAAAGGUAGGAAAGUGGAAAAUGAAGGGGAAAGUUAGAAGAAAAGGUUACUCUUAAAGCGACAGCCCGAAAAGGUAGAAAUCAAGUUGAAAAAGGCGCUGAAAACUGAAAACUAGGGAAAAUCUGGUUUCUUUUGGAGCUACGUUGAAAAAAAGAACCCAUCCGAUACAGGUAGAAAAUUGGGAAAUGAAAGGGAAAGUUAGAAAAAAAGGUUACUUUUAGAGCUAGAGCCCAAAAAGGUAGAAGUUAAGUUAAAAAAGCCGCUGAAACCUAGGAAAAAUCUGGUUUAUUUUGGGGCUACUUCAAAAAAAGAAGCCGAAAAAGGUUAAAAAUUGUGAAAUGAAGGUGUCAAUCAGAAUAAAAGGUUACUUGUAGAGCUAAAACCCAAAAAAGUACUAAUCGAGAAAAAAAAGGCGCUGAAAACUGAAAAGUCUGGUUACUUUUGAGCUUUUUAUGAAUUUUUACUACCAAGAAAGGAUAUUAAGGGUGGGAGCGUUUCAAAAAAAAAAAGAUAAAUGAACUGAAAAGGUAGAAAUGGAGGUUAAUAGUGAGAAAAAAUUCGUGAAAGUUGUAGAAAUACACAUUUUCGGGAAUAAGAAAAACAUAUGGUAACCAAAAAAGUUUUGAUUUGAGGCAAAAAUCAGGGAAACAAGUUCAGGUUCACAAGAAGGCUGCAAAAAUACAAAAAUUGAGAAGUAGAUAAAAUUUUCGCUGAGAUAUUCGUUAGAGCACUGCGGUUCAAAAAAAAAACGAGAAAAAAGUAGAAAAUGAGAGAAAAAAUGGGAAAAGUACGAUCAUUUAGCUUUCAAGUUAGUUACCCAAGUAUUGCACGAAAAAAAUUAAAAAAAUAUUUUUCCGCUUUAUUUAUUUUUUUGAAUGAUCCUAAUUUAAUUAUAUCAAAAUGCUCUUGGAUUAAAAAUUCUUCAAACUAAAAAAAUGAUAAUAUUGAAAAGAAGUAAAACUGAAUUUUCUAAAUAGAAAUUUUGAGUAGUGGGAUUCUCGCCAAAUUUUCGGAAAUUGAUUGGUCGCAAAAUAAAAAAUGCCUUCAUUUUCAGUAGCAUAAGCAUAAUGUUCAUCAUAAUUUUCACCAAUGAUUAUUUUUAGCUCAUCCAAAACAUCGUCGCCGGUUCGGAAUAUGAAGCGUGGGUGGAGAAGAUGCGAACCCGGUUCCGACUCUGUCAAGAGAUCCCGAAACGGGCCAAGGAGCCCGGUUUCCGGAAUCCUGGUCCCGCCUUUGCUACCAUGGGCAUUACGGAUCUCCGUGUUCGGCCUGGUUGGUUUUGAAAAAAGAUGGGAUGAAUCGAAAAUUGCCGAAAUUUCCAACACGUUUUUUUUUCUCUGGAUUUCUAGAAAACCGGGAAUGUUGAUCUUUGGUUCGUACCAUUGGAAAAUAUGAUAAAUAUAAUUAUUUAUUCAUGUUUUUCAGAUCGGAAACCUUUGAGCGGCAAUGGAUUCGGAGAAAUGCAUCUUUCUUACACGGACGAUUACUACAGUGGAGAAGACCGAUCCUCGAGAGUUUUGGCGUAUAAUCUGACGUCGAUGGUGGACAUCGCCCCGCAGAUCAACCUCGUCGCAUUGCAAAAGUGAGGGACUUGAAAAUGAGCCAUAAAACAUUUUUGAUUCAGCAAAGUUCCAAUCACUUUUUGACAGAAAACCAUUGAGUUUCAAAAAAAUUCGAAAAAUUUGAAUUUAUAAUGAAUUUUUGAUUUUUUUGGUGUAUCAACACCUGUUUGAAAUGGCUAUUUUUCUCAUUUUUCAAUGCCUAAGGAGACAUAUUUUCUGAUUUAAAAAAAAUAAAAAAACAGAAAACAUCGCUCCGCAGAUCAACCUCGUCGCAUUGCAAAAGUGGGGGGCUUGAAAUGAUCCCUGAAGGAUUUUUGAUUCAGCAAAGUUCCAAUCACUUUUUGACAGAAAACCAUUGAGUUUCAAAAAAUUCGAAAAAAAAUUUGAAUUUAUAAUGAAUUUUGAUUUUUGGUGUAUCAACACCUGUUUGAAAUGGCUAUUUUCUCAUUUUUCAAUGCCUAAGGAGACAUAUUUUCUGAUUUAAAAAAAAUAAAAAAACAGAAAUCAUCGCUCCGCAGAUCAACCUCGUCGCAUUGCAAAAGUGGGGGGCUUGAAAUGAUCCCUGAAGGAUUUUUUUGAUUCAGCAAAGUUCCAAUCACUUUUUUUGACAGAAAAACCAUUGAGUUUCAAAAAAAUUCGAAAAAAAUUUGAAUUUAUAAUGAAUUUUGAUUUUUUUGGUGUAUCAACACCUGUUUGAAAUGGCUAUUUUUCUCAUUUUUUUCAAUGCCUAAGGCGAUAUAUUUAUUGAUUUAACAAAAACACAAAAAGUUCGAAAUACUCUUCAAAAAGAAAGGUCAGUUUAUCUUGCGACUAGGGGUUUUUCUGAAACUUGGCCAAAGGCUUCUUGUUGUCCCAAAAGAAUGAUCUGAAAGUCUCAAUCUUCAAAACUUCCCAGUUUUCGAGAAAAGACGCCUCAAAUUCCAAGAAAACUCUCAGAAUCCGUUAAAAGUCUUUUUGGAGCUUUGAGCCCUUGUUUCUUUGAAAAUAGGAUUUUGAGCGGGUUGAGAUUUUCAGAAUCUUUUUUAGGUACAUCAAGGAGUUUUCUGUCUUUUUUUCAGGAAACUCCCAACCGCAAAGUAAAAUGACCUCCCUUGUAAGGAAAUUUGGGAGGAGAAGCUUGAAAAAAAUAAAAAAAUUGUUGUUGAGGUUAUUAUCUUUAAUUUCUAUGUAACCGUAGAUAUUUAUUUAUGAGAAGAGAAUCUCAACUCUUUUCGUUUGCUUACUGGUUAAUCACUAGUUUUCUGGAUUGGAAAAAUAGCUCCUCUUCUAAAAUUUGUAUCCUUUCUUCAUAUCUGAAGUCUGAAAACCCAAUUUCCUUCAGUGUCGCUUUCCCACCGCAACCAGAAUACAUCUACGACGAAUUCGACGCCAAGAUGGCCUCAUCGACGGCGCUGAACGUCCUGAGCACGAUGCUGGAAAGAACUCCGCCCCUGGAACACAUCCGAACCCAUUCGAAAAUCUCCGAAAGCGGUCCGCCGAUGGAGCCUCAUCGCCGCAUUUUCUAUCAGGUAUGAAUCAGAUUGGUUUUGGCUUGAAAAUUACUUGAUUUUGCGUUUUUCUGAGGUGAAAAUUAUGACAUAUCUAAUUUAGUAAUUUGCUCAAUUUUGAAUUUUGUUUUUGAUAAAUUUCAGUGAAAAUUAUGCCUAUAUUUGACAAUGAUGGUUUACUUCAAAAAAAGAAAAAGUUUAGAGAUUCGCAUUUUUUUUUCCCUUGUUGCAUCAGGGACAUUAUACCGAUUUUUAGAAACUUAUCAAUGAUUUCAAGAAUUUUCGUUUUUCAUGGACGAAAAUUUCAGGUUUUUUUCGUUCGAAAAUCCGAUUUUUUUUUUGUUGAUAUAUUUCGCUUUCGUUAGAAAUUUGGAAGUUUAUUUUUGAUCCUGUGUAAAAUUUAAGUUUUGAAGCUGAUCUCCAUGUUUUCUGUUAGGUAAGAAACGAGAUAGGUAGCUUGAUUUUGACUUGGAAAACUAUAUUUUUUAACUUAAUUCUCUUAGGAAAGUUUGAAGUGAAAAUUUGGCUUUUUAUCAGUUUUUUUAAGGUAUUUAGUUUCAUAACCAGUUUUUUUACAAAAAAAGUAUGUACUGACAUCAAAAUUUACCUUUUUCUUUGAGAUCUCAUCGUUUCGAGCUAUUCAUUGAUCUUCUAAAGCAGUUUUUGAAGUCUCUCCGAUUUUUUUUAUCCAAAAAAAGCAGUUUUCAUCAGUUCCCAAGCUUCUCACUAGAACAAUUUCAGGAGCCCAAGAAGGAAGAAAUCGAAGUUUCUGUGGUACUGAAGGAAGAUCCGGAGGCGCCUGACCGUGGCGUCAAGGAAAUGCUGGAUAAAUUACGCGGGAUUCUGGGCGUUUCCAAGAACAUUGACUAUACUGUCGAUUCGCCACCCUUAUCGCCGAGUAAUAUCAAGCAAGGUGUGUAUUUUUAUUAUACAGGUACGAAAAUGAGGUCGUUUUUUGAUCGGCGAAUUUUCCGAGUUUUCCGUAUUUCUAGAGCUUCGAACUUAUUUUCUGAUAGUUCAGGCGAUUUUUGUUGAAUUUACGAAGUGAAAAAAAAUGGGGAAAAAACUAUUUUAAAUCAUAAAAAUCCGAGAAAUCUCCUUACUUGAGAAACUUCAUUUUAAUGAAAAAAAAAAACUUUUAGAAAGUUUUUAAGGGCAAGUUUUCCAGUUUUUUUCGUCGCUUCAGAAUUAAUUCGAUGAAAAAUGAUGUGAAAAACUGCAAAAUGAGAGAAUACAAAGGAAGAAUUGAUUUUUCCGGCUUUUUUUAAAAAAAGAAAAUUCCGGUUUCCAGUGUUUUUUUAUACACAUAUAUAUUCUAAAUGGUGAGGUCAUAAUGAAAAGACAAGAAGAACAUUCAGAGAAAACUGAGAAAAAGUUUGAAAAAAGCGUGUAGAAAUUUCGCUGAUCUUUGAUUUAUCCCGUCAAAUAGCCUUCUUUCGAAGUCGAUCCUUUUCAGAAGUCGAAGAAGACGUCAAGGCGUCGACGAGCAAAGGAACACCGUCUUCCUCGACGCCGAGGUGUAAAUUCUGCAGCAAAGCCGUGGAUCCUGGCCAGCCGCCGAUUCGUCAAAAGCUCAGUCGAUUGGGCAUUGCCCAAGGCGACAGCGAAGAGGUGUGGUUUGAAAAAAAAUGCAGGAGAAUUGAAAAAUGACGUUUUUGAUGAAUGAAUCACCAAAUAAGGGUUCCGCUAUGCUGAGAGGAGGUGGUGAUUGAUAUCAUUCUUCCUGAAAAAAAUAAUAAAAAGUAAAAAUCGAACUUUGCGUCAAUGUCAGGUCGCUUCUUGGGGCUCAAUAUUCUCAGAAUCUUGAUUUUUCAAACUUUCAUAUUUUUAUAUGUAUAUUUCAACAAAUUCUACGUAUUUUGAACCACAAAAAGCGGCCGCAAACAUCUGAAAAAUCUGUCUUUUUAAAAUUGUUUUAUGUACUAUGAGAGUGAAUUUUUAGUUUUUACACCGAAAAAAUUGAUUCGAUUUAAAAAAGAGCACAAAAAAGCCACAAAAAAAAUGUAGGUUGAAAAAAAUUGCUGAUGUUCUCAGGAUGAAACGGCGAGCUUCUGCACGAUGCGAUGUUACUAUCAGCUGAUGGCGACAUCGAAAAUGCCGCUCUCGAACGACGAGCUCGUCGCCGCCGAAGGCCAUGUCGACGAGGAGACUUUGGCCAAGUUGAGGCAGAUCAACGCCGAAAACUUUGCCAAGACGAUCAACCAGGGCAAGGUGAGCGUUGGAAGUGCUAUAAAAUCAGUAAAAUCAAGAAAAAUCCCAUAAUUUGAUUUCUCAAGAAAACAGCUGCACUUUGGAAAAGUAGUGGAAUUUUUAUAACGGUUUGAAAAUUUGAUUCGAGUUCAAUAAAAGCGAAAUUUCGCCAUAUCUAUUAAUCAUCAGUUCAGCAUUGAGAGAACUCCAAAAAAUCUAAUUGAAACAGGAAAACUCGAUAUUUAUUUUCCAAAAAUUUGAAAAGUAGGAGGACUUCCAUAUUCAUUUGAAAAAUUUGAUCCGAAUUCAAUAAAAUCAAAAUUUUGCCAAAUGCAUCAACCAGGGCUAGUUCAGUAUUGAGAAAACACCAAAAAAUCCAAUUGAAAGAGAAAAGAAUUAAUGAUCUAUUCAAAGAAAAAAAAAAACUCCAAUGGAAGGUUGUAAAAUUAUGAGAAUAUUUUAAAAUUUCGAUUUGAGUAAAAUAAAAGCGAAAUUUCGUCUUGAAAAAAUUAACUUAGGCAAAUUGAAGAUCGGAGAAUAGAGAAAAAUCAGUGAAAGAAAGAAAAAAAUGCAAUAAUUUGACUUUCUAAACCGCUGAAGGUUGGAAGAGCAGGAACAUUUUUUUAAAUCCAUUAAAAUCUUGUAUUUUUCUACAUAUCGAUUAAAAAUUGAAUAAAAUCUGCGAAAGAUUAAAAUUAUUCAUCUGAAUGUUUUUCGAUGAGUUUCAAAAUUAUUGUAAUUUUUUUGGAUGAAGUUUAAAAAAAUUCAAAAAUUUCCUCAAUGAUUUUUCAACUUCGCACAUCAAAAAAAUUGCGAAUCAACUAUAAAAAAAGUUUCAUUUUUCAAUAAUUUAUCUGGAAUUUAGAAAAUUAAAAAAACGAAUUCUAAAAAUAAAGAAACUGGGAGAGAAUAUGUAGUUUUGAAAAACCCGGUUUCUCAUACGUUUCAAGAAGUUUUUAUAUCAUAAAAACACGAUUUGAGAUCAUUGUAUAUGGUUUCAUUCUGUAUAUCGCCUCAUUAAAAAUGGUUCUUUCUGGAAAGUUUUCAACGAAGAAAAAAAUUUUUGAAACAAAAAAAUUUGUAGAAACAUCUGAUUUUUUUCAUCUUCAUUCCUGUGUUCAAAGUUUAGUAUAUUUUUAGCUGUCUUUGUAAGUUUUUUUAUCUUGUUUGGUAAUGAAGGAAAGUUUAAAAGAUGAGCCACGAUCAAAAAAAGUAAAAUAAAUAAUGAAAGCAGUGGACUUGAGGAUUAAAAAAACUCCUCUCAAGAUGAUUUUUUUGAGUUUUUUUGUUGGAUUUAAUGGUUCUUCAUUUGAAAAAUUAAGCAGAGGGACAAUUUUUUUAGAGGUCCCCGAUCUGAAAAAUAUCACAAAUUAAGAACUGUUUUUAUUUAGAUGAAUGUUUAAAAAGGAAAUGAUGAAUGAAAAUAAGGAAAGUAUGAGUUUCGAAAAUGAAAAAAAACUCUUUCAGAACGAUUUUUAGAAGAUCCGUGUUUGAAAAAUACACAGUGUGAUGAAAAAUUUCUUUUUCUGAUUUUUCUACUUUAUUUUUUUAUUCAUUUAUUUUUUUAAAAAAAUCGCUAAAUCUGAGAAAAUAAGUUUUUUUCAGAGGAUGAGCGUCGCGCCGGCUCUCCACAUGGACGGUAUGUUAUCCCCACGAGAUACUCGAUAUAUGAUGGACGAAGGGCGAAAAGAACACGUCACGGUUUCAAAAUAACCCCGGGUUCCUUUGAAAAGAAUGUUUUAAGAUAAUCAAUGUGAGCGAAUUGGCGGCCGCCCAGGAAACGGCGGCCAAAAAUGAGGCCCCCAAAGCGCCCGUCGAAGAUUGGAAGGCCUACUCGAAGGAAAUCGCCCAAUCUUUCAUCAAGAUGCAGAAUGUUCAGCAGGUAAAAAUUGAGGGGUUCAGAGAAAAUUAAUUCAAUUUAUAGUUUUUAAAUGAAAAAAAAUCGAAGGUAAAUUCAUUUUUCAUUGUCUUUGUGAACAUUUGAGGUUCCUAGAAAAGUAUUCCGAGGUUUUUUUAUUUUUUUCAAUUUGUUCCAGUUUUUUUGGAUUCAAGAGCAAACGAAGCUUAUGGAAGUAUAAUUUUAACUGAGAGAAACGUCAGAAAUUCACAAAAUAUCUAAUUGUCUUGAAAUGGGUAAAAAAACCUCUUAAAAAACCUAUAGAAAAAUGAGAACCUUUGAGAAGUCACUUAAUUUUGAUUAAAAAUAUCUAGAAAUUAAAAGUUAAGUUUUAACACAGCGAUAAAAGGUCCUUUGACAAUUCAACAACUUGGGGAAGUUAAUUUUUCUAGAAAUUCGUUCGAAACUAAAAAAUUAGCCAAAAUAUUUCAAGAGUAUUUUUUUAUUUAAGAAUCACAGAAAACUAACUUAAAAGGUCAUUUUACCUGUUGGUUGGGGAUUUUUUGGAAAUCGCCAGAAAACUUGCUGUACUAAAAAAAAAGAUUCUGAAAGUCUUAACCUGCAGAAGCACCUAGUUUUCAAGAAAUAAGGGCUCUAGGCCCCAAAAUGACCUGUUUUGAUGGAUUUUAGGGGUUUCUUCAAUUUCGGGGUAUCCUUUUUCAAGAACUAGGACGUUGUCCAGGUUGGGACUUUCAGAUUCUUCUUUUAGGACAUCAAUAAAUGAUCUGUCCAAUUUUCAGAAAAUAUUUAAUCUAAAAGUAAAAUGACCUUCCUUGUAAGGCGCUUUGAAUAUUCAAUAGCUUCGAGAAACUCCCUUUUCUAGAAAUUCAUUCAAAGUGCCAAAAUGGGCGGUAAAAAAAAACCUCGAACAGAAAAUUCCCCUAAGAAAAUCACCAAAUCCAAGGCGCUUUAACAAUUCAAAAACUUUGGAAACCACAUUUCUUCCAGGAAUUCGUUCAAAGCGCCAAAAUGGGCGUUCCGACGCCGCCGUACGAGCUCGACCAACGACGGUGCGUCCUGUGCGGAGGCCAAGGCGACGGGGAGACGUCCGUCUGCGGACGUCUUCUGAACCUGACGGACAACGUCUGGGUGCACGUCAACUGCGCCAUCUGGAGCACGGAAGUGUUCGAGAACCCCUCCGGCGCCCUCGUCCACGUCGACCGGGCCGUCAUCCGCGCCAGCAAGCAGCAGUGCUGCUUCUGCGGACGCAAUGGCGCCAGCUUGAAGUGUCAUAAGGUUUUCCGGGAGAGUGAAUGAAGAUAAUAACGUUUUUCUAGGUUGAUUGCAACAUGAACUUCCACCUGACGUGCGCCAAGAACAUUGGCGGAUAUUUUGUCAGAGAUCGGGUUGGUUUUCGGUUUUUUAUGGAGAUUGACUAGAAGAAAAUUGAAAAAAUAGACACUGUAGGAUUUCAAGAGACGCUAGAAUCCAUGAUUUCUCCCUAGAGAGCUUGAAGAGACGCUAGAGGAACCGAAAAUUCAAGUAUUUCUACUAGAGAGUAGUGAAGUUUGGAGAGACACUAGAGAAGCAGAGAAUCACAUUUUUCUCGCCAGAGAGGAGUAGAAUUUGAAAAAAACGUCAGAAAAAGACCAUUUCUCGAAAAAUUUCUUAAAAUAAUUGAAUCGUUAGGCACUGUGGGAUUUGAAGAGACGCUAUAUAAGCAGAUAACAAGGUUUUUUUUCCCGCUGGAGAUUUGUUGGGUUUGAAAAGACGUCAGAAAAAAGAGCAUUUCUCAAAUAUUCAUUAGAUUUCAUCAUUGAUAUCGAAGCGAUCAGAAGGUACUUAAGAAUGAAAUUUGCAAAAAUGGGGAAUUCGAAGAUACUUUUGAAAAGCAGAACAGUCGAAAGUAAAAAGUUUACUGAAUUAGGGGAUUUAGUUUCAUGAAGUUGUUUGAAGCUAGAAAUAGGGAGACUAGACGAGAAGGAACAUUUUUAUAAAAAUUUUGAAUCGGAAGAUUAUUCAGUUUAUUCCGAAGGAUUCCUGAGGAAACUUUGUAAACUGAACAUGAAGUUAAUUCAUCCCAAAGCGGAACAGUUUUGGAUGUUCGAAAAAAAUCGUUUGAACUUCGCCAUUUUCCAGACGUUCAUUUGCCGAAGCCACGACGGCGUCGCCCCGGAAGUCACUGUCCAGAAACUCGACGCUCUACGGCGUAUUUACAUCCAAAGGGAUGAGAAUAUCCUGUUGGCGCGGUUGGUGGAAGUCAGCGACGGCCCGAAGUUGUGCCUCCGUCUGGGCGCUUUUUCCUUCUUCAAGAUCGGCCAAAUCCUGCCCGAACAGCUCAAGGCCUUCCACAACAGCAAUUUCAUCUAUCCGGUUGGUUUGGGACCGAAAAAUAAGGGUAGAAAAGUGAAAAAAAAAGCAAGAAAGUAUGCUAUUUUCCACUCCUUUUGUUUUUUUUAUUUUUAUUUUCUUUUAGAGCUAAAAAUGAAUUUUAUCUCUCCGGCUAGUUUGGAAUCGAAAAAUGAGUGUAGAAAAGCGACGGAGGGGAAGGAAAAGUUGACGAUUUUGUACAAGUUUUAUUUUUGAUUUUGAAGUAGGGACCUGAUAAUAGAUGCAAUUUCCUUGAUAAUCUUUGAAGAUUGAUAUUUGAAAAAAAUCAAGAUUUAUUCAAUUUGAGCUUUUGUUUUCGUUUUUAAAAUUUCCCUUGAGAGAUUUUAAAUUUUCAGGUUUUGGAUCAUAACGAUAAUAAUAAAAGGCUUGAGGGUUCUUGUACGAUACAAAACGUUAUUAAAAAGUGAAAUUCGGGUUGAAGUAAAUUAAUAUAUAUAUAGUGAGACCUUGAAAUAUUACAAAUGGAAAAUUUUUUUAAAAUACGGAGUAAAAAAACGGGGUUUUUUCACAAAGUUCUAUUGAACACUUUUUAAUUGGCUUAUUAUUGAGAUUUUUCAGAAAUAAAUCCAAAUUUCAAUAUUUGAAGCUUGGGAAUUAUUCAUCAAGCUUUUCCUGAGGAAAUUUCUUCAGUUUGAAAGCUUCGAAUCUGUUUAAAACUGUUUAUUGCAUCUUCAAUGUAAGAGUACAUGUGCAAUCGACUUUCAUUGAUUUGACUGUGUUUAAACGGCGGCAGGAGCUGUGGCUUAGACAGAGAAGUUGUGAAUCUCGCUCGUAGAACAUCAGGUACAAGAGAGGCCGUAAGAAGAAGUACGGUGUGUUUCCAAAGGCCGAUGGCAGAGAUUGAGCCUUUUCGCUGCAUGCAGCUCCCAAUUUCGUAGACCGAAUCUCCGUAGACCAAUUUUUUAUCGCUUUAAAAAUUGAAAUUUGAAAUUUCAGUGCGGCUACGGGAUAACUCGAUGGUUCUGGUCUCCUUUGGACCCAAGAGUUCGGAUUUUGUUCGAAUGUACCAUCCGGGAAGUUGAACAACAGCCCCAAUUUGUCGUCAGAGCCGUUGGCAGCGAAGUUUUGUUCACGGGAGCGACGGCGACAGGUAAAAAAAAAUUUUUUUCGAAAAUUUUUUUGAUAAAAUAGUUGAAAAUUGCAUGAAAAAAAUGCGUAUCUUUGUAUUAAAAUUUGAAGAAAAAAAGUAAAGAAAAAAACAAUUCAAAGAAAUACUUUUUUUGAAAAAAAUUAUGAAAGAAAUCAGAGAACUUGUGAAAUUCUUGAGGAAUAUUGUAGGAUAUUGCAUGAAAAAAAUAGGUUUUUUUCGGCAUUGAUUUUGAACAAAAUUAUCUGUUCGAAAUGAAAAAAAGAAGAAAAAAUCUUCUUAUGGGUUUUUAUUCAGAAAGGAAAUAGAAAAUGGAUGGAAUUUUUCAGGAAAAUGGUUGAAAAAUUGCAUGAAAAAAAUGGGUUUUCCGCGGAAAUCUAAAUACUUUACUCACUAAAAAAAUGUACGAUGAAACUUUAAAAAAAAAUCGAUUUUUCUGUGAAAUUUCUAGGUUCGAAAUAUAUUAAAUAAAUCAGGUUUGAAAUGUUGGAAUUCAAUAAAACAUCGUAUCGGAAUGAAAAAUGUCUUGGUCCUUGGUUUCUCAGAUCGAAACUGUUUUUGAAGUUUGUUUGGAAAAAUAAUCAUGUUCAGAAGUUGGAAGUCUCCAAUGAAAUUCGAUUAAAAGACAGUUAGAAUGGUGGAAAGUUCUAAAAAAGGAAUGAAAAAUGAUAUUUUUGAAAGCGAAUAUGUUCUAUUUUCAUUUUGUUUAGAAGCCUGGAAACCGGUGCUGGAAGGCGUCCAGAAUACUCGAUCUCAAAUGGACGUUCUGAGAUUUUUCGCCAAGGCCGUUCAAGGCGAAACCUUGUAUGGAUUGAACGAAUCGGCCAUCACCAAAAUUACCGAAUCGGUAAGGAAAUGAGGGACAGAACAAGACGAAAAAAAACGACUUCAAAUAUAGUAUAUUAUUGAAAAAAAUGCUAAAAGCUUCGAACUUUGACUUUUUAUACACUAUAACUACUGUAGGUACUCACAGGGUUCUCAAAAAAAGCGGACAAACACGAAAAUUCAUUUAGAAAAAUAGCGAAAAAAAGUGCAAGCUGUGUUAAAAAAAUUUUUAAUUGAAGUUUGUUAAUUUUUGAAAAAAAGGGUUUUGAGGAUUUUAAGGCUUUUUCUAACACUAUAUCAAAUCUAGAAGAAAGCGAUGAAAAAAACCGAUUUUUUUACUUCCCCCCCCGGUUGAAUUUUCGAUCAAAUUUGAUACUUCAGAACCUUUUGAUUCUAGAAUAAGUUACAAACUUCCAAUAUACUUGUCAUUUUUAAGUAAUGAAGCUUCAAAUAACGCCCUUUCUCACCAUUUAGUGUAGUUUGCGAACUUAGAAGCGUCGAAAUAAAAAAACCAAUUUGAAGAAUUUUUUGAAAUCAGAAGGUACACAAGUAAACCCCAGCAAAGUGUCAUCAAAAAUUUUGUUAUCAAUUAUUUUUCCAGCUCCCCGGCGUCGAUUCUCUGUUCACCUACACGUUCCGCCACCCGAACAGUCCGAUGUUGGAUCUUCCCCUGGCCGAAAAUCCGAUGGGAUGUGCCCGGGCGGAACCUCGGUUCAGGACCUUGAUCAAAAGCAGCAAGCAGAAGCUCCACGAGUUCAACUUCACCAGACCGGCUCAUGCGGCUCAGUCAAGGUGCUUUCAGACUCCGUUUACGGUCGCUUUUUAGCACCGUAACGAAAGGAUAAUGAGGAUAUAAUUAGAAAAUUAAAAUAAGGUUGCAUUUUUCAAAAAAUAGGGAUAGUGUGUUCCGAGAUUUGAACUCAUGAAAAAACAAGAAAAAUCCAUAUUUAAUGAAAAUAACAAAAUGGAAUGACAUUAGGGAGGAUUGUAAGGAGUAAAAGGGGGGAUAUAGUCCGUCAAGACGUCGUCCAAGCUCCGCCCCUAAUGACGCGAUAAACCAAUCAGAGAGCCGGCCAUGCACAGAGUGUUUUCGAAUGACGUAAAAAUGACGUCAUUCUACUUGACAUUAAAAAUCUGAACAAAAAUGAUCAUAUAGCUGAUUCACGGCUGGCUUGAGCCAUCGAGAAAAGGGUCCUGCCACGAAAAGAGACGAGACAGUGCCCUGGUUGGUGGAGAGUGCAGACAGGCCACGCCUUUUUGCGUCCCAAGCUAGCCGUGAAUCGUUUAUAUGAAGCCUCAAAGAAUUAAUUAAAUGUUACAAAUCAAAAAAAUAAGGAUUACUCAUGGAACUGAAUCGACGACAGAUAUAUGAGAUAGUUUUCGAACUUUUGGGACGGAAUUUAAAAUUAUAAAGAUUCCAGUGGAACGGAGAGUCAAAAGAUGGUCUAACCAUUAGAAUCAAAUAAAAGAGCUUCUAAAGAAAUGAAGUGAAUUGAAUCAUUUUCAGCGGCAGAACAUCCUUGUCGGAAGGUCGGACCCGGAAUCAACGCGGCUCUUUCGCCGACGAACAAGCCGCGGCUCAGUUGAGAGCCGUUCUGGGACUGUCUUCGGAACAAGCAGCGGUAAUUGAUUAACAUUUUACUGUUAGAGAGUUUUAAGCUCAAAAUAUGGAUUUUAUGUGAUAUAGGUAAAGCGUAAUAGUUCCUUUAAGGACCCUUAGAAGGAGCUGAAAAGGUUCCGCUGAAAGCUCUUAAAAUGAAAAAAAAAACGUUUCUCAAGCUUUUUUUUCAUAGCCUUAAAAGAUCUUUUUUGUAUCCCCAGACACCUUUUUAAGCUCCUUUUCAGCAUUUUUUAAAAAAAAGUGUGAAUAAGAUGCAAAAAGGAGACAAAAAUGAUCUGCUGACCCCCAAAAAGACCUUAAUAAUGACUAUUUCUUUCAGCUAUGGGUCCGCGGACUUGAACCCAUCCAGUCGAACCAGCAGAACUUCUCAUCGUACCAGAAAAUGCGGAAAGAAUGGCGACAGACCGUAUAUUUGGCCCGGUCGAAGAUCGCCGGCCUCGGACUCUAUGCCAAGAGAGACAUUUCCAUGGGCGAUUUCAUCAUCGAGUACAAGGUGAUUAGAAAAAUGGUAGAAAUUUAAUCAGAGUUCGGUAGGAAUGACUAUUCGAAAUCUGUACGAAGUUUCAAGGCGUUUGAACCAUUUCACAAUAGUUUUGCUCAAAAAACCAUUUUGAAAUAUCUUCAUGGCCAGUACUGUAGAUGAUUCACGUGGCCUGUCUGCGCUCUCCAACAACUAGACACUAUCUCUUUUUUUGUGUCAGGACCCUUUUUUGAUAGCUCAAGCCAGCCGUAAAUGAGCUAUAUGGUCUGUUCCGCGCAAGACGGUCACGUUUUGAAAGCACAGCUUUGAAAAAGAUACCGUAUACAAAGCUUUUUUGCACCUUUGCUCUAUAGUCUGCCCAGAUGUUGAUUUUCAAGAAUUCGACCCGACCCCUAGGGCUACAGUAUCUUAACGGCGAUUAUAUAUCGCUAGCGACGAUGGUCCUUUAAUAGCGCUACAUUUUUUGAUGUUUUUGACCUUACAGCUGAAGAAAUAGUUAAAAAGCUUAUAGCCUAUUCCGCGCUUGCUUUUCACGUAUUUUAUCUUUCUUUGAGCUACAAAGUCCUUCGUUUCGAUGCGCGCAACCUGUCGCAUGCGACUUUUAGUUAGCCUCAAAAUUCCGUCAUAUUAAAGGCGCAUGCACACAGUCAGGCCGCGCGCAUCGAAGCGAAAAGUUUUGUAGCACGGAGAAAAAUGAAAAUCGUGACAAGCUGACGUGGAAUCGGCUAUUAAAGAAUCAUUUUCGCCCGCAAAAUGAAAAUUAGCAGCGAGAGGUACUCAAGGCAUUGGGGGACGGAGUUAGUUGCUUGACUUCAAAACCGGAUAGGUCAAACUGCAAAAUCAAAAUUUUCUAAGCAGAAUUUAAAAAAGCUGAUGCAGAAUGGGCUGUACUCAUCUUCAACGUCAUUAAUUUUUAGGGCGAGCUGAUCCGAAGUGAAGUCGGCGAAAUGAGAGAACGGCGGUAUACCCGAGAAGGCCGAGGCGUCUACAUGUUCCGAGUCGACGACGAUUUGAUCAUCGAUGCGACCAUGGCUGGAGGCCCGGCUAGGUAAUUUUCAGAAUUUAAAAUGGCGCGAAAUGAGCGCUCUGCGGCCACAACAAACAAAAACCAAUAAAAUCCCUUAUCUACAGGUACAUCAACCACUCCUGUGAUCCGAACUGCUCGACGAGGAUCCUAGAAGCGGGAUCAUCGACGGAAGACAAGAAGAUCAUCAUCACGGCGAAUCGGCCCAUCAAGGCUUAUGAAGAGGUAGAUUUUAUAGAUUUAGUAGGAGAAUUGUAGUGUUUUUGGUCUUUUCAGAAGCUGAUAACGCUUCAAUUUUUUAACUUUCCGUGGAGCAAAUAAGCCUCGAAACGACAAAAUAGCUAAAUUCUCUUCGAAGUCCGAAGUUAUCUUUAGAAAAAGCCUCCAAAAGUCGUCGAACUCCUACGUGGGAUAGCCUCGGUGGGGCCUGAAAAAAAGGGGAGGGACUUGGCAAAAAACGAGAAAAUGGGGGUUGGCAAAAAAACGGUUAAAAAAAGUACUUUCAAAUUCUUCGGCGUCAACCUGUAAUUCGAUAAAUUAACAGCGUGAAGGAGGGGAGACGCUUGGGAUGUCGCUCAUGCUCAUCCCAUGUAUAACAGCACCUUUUUAUCGGAAAGGUCAUUUUUAAGGGUAGAAUAAGUUCCAGAAAAAAAAGCAUAAAAGCCUAAGAAAGGUCUUUUUUUCGAACAUGUGAGGAAAAAGCUUGAACGCAACCUUGAAAUCAUCUCAAUUCUUUCCAGCUCACUUACGACUACCAAUUCGAAUUGGAAGACACGACCGACAAAUUGCCAUGUCUCUGUGGGGCGCCGAACUGCGUCAAAUGGAUGAACUGAUUCAAAAAAUGAAAAGAUUCUCCCCGGUUGAAUAAUAUUUCAAGUUUUGUAUCCAAGAGAAGUGAACAUAACCAAAGAAUCGCCGCUGGCGGCACUUUAUUGACCUCGUUUUAUUGUUUUUUACCUUGUUUUUUUGUUUUUUUUUUUCCAUUUUGAGAAGAGUUUUUUGCUUGUUUCGAUAGGCAAUUUAGGCAUCUAGGCGUUUGAUUAAGUCAGUUUUUUUGGGCAUUUUUUUCUAUUUUUUUCCUUUCUUGUUGUGAAAUUUAUGCAUUGAAGUGCACUUUUUUUGUUUGUUGCAAUCAUUUUUUGAUUAUUUUUAAUAAGAGCGAAUUAAUUUAUUGUUGAUUGAGAUUGUGCUUUUCCAUUUUUCCAUGUACUUUGUCAUUUUGAAACAAAAUGGAAUCAGUUAAUUUUUCCUGUACCAUACGAUCGAUUGUAAUUUGCCCCGAACCUUCUCAUUGUCACAUUUUUGUCUUCCUUCCGUUUUUUCGAAGGAACCCCACCUACACACAAGGCUUCUGUGUACAUACAAUGUUUUUAUCUUUUUUCGUCUUUUUUAAAAAUUAAUCAAUGAGUUGUGGAAGUAAAAAGUUCUAUUUGAAGUUGAGAUGAGAAACGUGAAAUUUGUCGAAUUCCAAGGAAAAAUGUUAUUUUUGAAGGGUUUGCGACGUCAUAAAAUUGGAGUUAAAUGACGUCAUUAGGAUUGAAUUGAAGAAGAAGCCUAUUAUAUCUGCCGGCUUUCUGAUUUUACCUGAUUUCCUCAUUUUUUUGGAUUAUGAACAAAAUCUUCGAAGCUUUGAUUCCAUAUACAAAUUAUAAAUUUAAUCAAGUUUUUUUUCUGUUGACCGUCUCCCAAUGAGAGUCGUCCCGCGCGAAGGUGUAUUGCAGCGAAGAAGGACAGCAUUCGCUUACGACCACAUCACGUUGAAAACACGCCAUCCCGUCCGAUCUGGCAAGUUAAGCAACGUUGAGAGCCGGUAGUACUUGGAUCGGAGACGGCUUGGGAAUUCGGCUUGCCGUAAGCUUUUUUGCCAGUUUUUACUCGAAAUUUACAAAAUCCGUAUAUAAUAAAAUACUUACUUCUUUAUUUUAAAAUGUAUUUAUGAAGCUCUCACAUUCCAGAUCCCUGAAACUUUAAAAAGCACUCCCAAUUUUUUUCUGUAAAACUUAAGCUCAUAAAACAAUGGAGUCUUGAAAAAAAUUGUUCAUACAUUGCAUUUUGUUAAGUUAGAAUCGGUAAUCAAAAUGAAAAAAACACAUUAUGAAUUAAAAAAAGCCGUUAAAGGGCUUUUCUACCGCUCGUCAGUCAUAUUGAAAAUUUGACCCACACUCGAAAAUUUUGAUAUAAACAAUCUAGCGCAAAAAAUUUUCAAGUUUUUUGCGCUAGAUUGCGUAUUUUCAGUAUUUUUCUGUAAAAAGUUGUUUUUACUUUAAUAAAAAUUUUUUUUUCAAUUUUCAUCAUUUUCCAAGUCUAAAGGUUUGCAUUUUUGUUUUAUGAGACUGUGUAACUUUCUUUGAGCCGGACCUCUAAAAAAAAAGAUUGAAAAAUUCUUUUUCCAAUUUUUCUCGUCUCCUUUUUGAAUAUUUCUUUCUUUUCCUCAAUCCUUUCAAAAUUUUAACGUUGACAGGCGUCCUGCGCGAGGCUGUAUCCCAGCGACGAACCACCGCCGUCGCUUACGACCACAUCACGUUGAAAACACGCCAUCCCGUCCGAUCUGGCAAGUUAAGCAACGUUGAGAGCCGGUAG
Messenger RNA from Caenorhabditis auriculariae, 34117 nucleotides. The record is from the annotation of a GenBank genome assembly. NCBI's taxonomy places the organism in Eukaryota, Metazoa, Nematoda, Chromadorea, Rhabditida, Rhabditidae.